CAGGGUUCUUCAUGGUUAAUGGAUUGUGCCAAUUUUAGUGCUUGUGUUCCUGUUUUUGGUUCUUCUCAGAUUCUCGUUUAUCUUUGGCAUGUUCGUGAUGAAAGAAACAUGGGUUUGAUCAAACUCUGAAAGAUUCUGAAUGCUUUGAUGAACCCUGUUCUUGAUUAUCCAUUGAGGGAUUGCUAGAUAUUGAUAGUGCUUGUUUCAAAAGAGAAUAAAGCUGAAUCAACAUGAACAAUAGAAAAGAUGAAGAUGAUGAGUCAAGAGAGAGAGGUAUAUUUCCACAUAUAGGGUAUCCAAGUGCACCUCCCUACCCUCCGCCAACUGGGUAUCCAGCACCAGGUUACCCUCCUCCUGGAGGGUACCCUCCAACAGCCUACCCUUCACAAGCUUAUCCACCACCAAUUGGAGGGUAUCCUCAUCCAGGUCACUACCCUUCAGAAUAUCCACCAGCAUAUCCACCACCACCACCACCAGCAUAUCCACCUCCUGGAGGGUAUCCACCUAAUGCUUAUCCUCAUUCAGGGUAUCCACCAGCUUACCCUGCUCCACAUGGUUAUCCACAAGCUAUGACUCCAUAUUCUGCAGGGCGUGGAGCUGGAAUGGGAGGCAUGGGAGGAUUGUUAGCAGGGGGUGCUGCUGCGGCUGCUGUUGCUUAUGGUGCUCACCAUUUGGCUCAUGGACAUCAUCAUCAUUAUGGACAUGGUGGUUACUUUGGCCAUGGAAAGUUCAAGCAUGGGAAAUUUGGCAAACGUUGGAAGCAUGGAAGGUUUGGAUUUGGCAAGUUUAAACAUGGUUGGAAAAGGUGGAAGUGAUGAAGUCACCAUUGUGUUAAAUAUGUAAUUCUGAGUAAGGUCAUGAGUUUAGUUGUGGGGUGAAUAAUGAAUGCAACAGAAACAUAUUACAUGUUUUCAAUCUCUACUUUAUAACAGUUCAGUAAAUUUGACAGCAAGAAAUUACUACU
Messenger RNA from Vigna unguiculata (cowpea), 964 nucleotides. RefSeq lists its product as uncharacterized. Lineage: Eukaryota; Viridiplantae; Streptophyta; Magnoliopsida; Fabales; Fabaceae. The record is from RefSeq and is a predicted model, not a curated record.